Sander lucioperca (pikeperch) is the source of this 3082-nucleotide messenger RNA. Its product is annotated as monocarboxylate transporter 2-like. The transcript is spliced from 5 exons. NCBI's taxonomy places the organism in Eukaryota, Metazoa, Chordata, Actinopteri, Perciformes, Percidae. Bases 303 to 1772 code for a protein of 489 amino acids. Gene Ontology annotation, molecular function: monocarboxylic acid transmembrane transporter activity. The record is from RefSeq and is a predicted model, not a curated record. Gene Ontology annotation, biological process: transmembrane transport; monocarboxylic acid transport. Gene Ontology annotation, cellular component: membrane.
UUGUCUGUUUUUAAUGCUUUGAGAAGUUACAGCUUUACGCAGCAGUGACGCCGUGUCACUGAUUUCGAUCAUUGUCCACGUGUGAAGAAACGUUACAUCUCCUUCCGUCCGACUCCGUGUGGAAAGGCAACCACGAGCCUUUCUUUCACUGAAAACGUUAGUUUUUUGACCUGAUCACAUCUUGAAUAACACUUGUAGACUUGUGCACUGGUUUGGAAAGAACUUUAAGCUAUAGUUAGUGUGAUCCAGUCACAAUUAAGUGGUAACGUUAAGCGUCUAUUCGCUGGAGUUAUUUGUUGAACAUGUCCCCUGCUCCAGCAGUUGAGUUGGACUACAAACCCCUGGAUGGUGGUUGGGGCUGGGUGGUGGUGUUUGGAGCCCACAUUUCCAUUGGAUUUGCAUACUCUACGCCCAAAGUCCUCUCCAUUUUCUUCGAAGCAAUCCAAGAGGAUUUAGGAGCCGGCUACAGUGAAAUGGCAUGGAUUUCCUCUAUCAUGCUAGCUGCCAUGUAUGCAGGCGGACCAGUGAGCACUGUGUUGGUCAAUCGCUUUGGAAGCCGGCCAAUAGUCAUAUUGGGUGGACUGAUGUGUGGGGUCUCUAUGGUAGUCGCUUCUUUUGGGAGCUCCCUCCUUCACCUCUACUUUUGCAUUGGCGUCAUUGGAGGUUGUGGACUCUCCUUAAACCUCAAUGCGUCUCUCACCAUCAUCAGCAAGUAUUUCCUGGCCAGGCGUCCUUUAGCUAACGGACUGGCCAUGGCCGGGAGUCCAGUGUUUGUGUGUGUCCUGGCCCCUGCCAACGAAUAUUUACUACAAAAGUUUGGCUGGAGAGGAAGUCUCCUUAUCCUCGGGGGUCUGAUGCUCAAUUGUUGUGUUGCUGGGGCCCUGAUGAGGCCUGUCAUUCUGCCUCGUAAGCCAUCCACUUGUGCACCGCUGAAGAACGUGGAGGAACAGCCAAAUAAGUGCAACACAAGGCUAAAAGGAAGCUGUAUGAACAAUGCUAAGAAGUUCUUGGAUUGGACCUUCUUCAAGGAUAGAGGUUUCAUCAUUUACCUCAUUGGGAAUGUGGUGUUCAUCUUUGGUGCCUAUGCGCCCUUUGUGUUCCUGUCAGCCUAUGCUAUCAGCCAAGGCAUUGAUGAGUACUCUGCAGCCUAUCUGCUCUCUAUUACAGGCUUUGUGGACAUGUUUGUUAGGCCUAGCACUGGCCUGAUAGCCAACAACAAGUGGGUCAGGCCCAGAAUACAGUACUUCUUCAGCUUUGCCAUGAUUUUCAACGGCACGUGCCACCUACUGUGCCCACUGAGCAAGAGCUAUGCUUUCUUGGUGACCUACGCAGUAUUUUUUGGCAUGAGUUUCGGCAUGGUUUUCGCCCUGAUAUUCGAAUGUCUGAUGGACCUGAUGGGAAAUCAACGCUUCCCCAGUGCUGUUGGACUGGUCACCAUCAUCGAGUGCUUCCCCAUACUACUGGGACCACCUGCUGGAGGGUUACUGGUGGACAUCUUUGGUGAAUACAAAUACCUUUUCUUAAUGAGCGGCUCGGUGAUCGUGAUUGGCGGGCUCUUUCUCUUCCUCAUGAACAUCUACAACUAUUACAUGCUGGAGAGGGAGAAGCCAGCAGAGGACAGAGAGCAGAACCAAAAAAACAUAGAGAACCAUGACCAGAGCACCUCAGACGCAGAGAUGAAAGCAGCGAUGGAACAGACUGAGCCUCAGGCUAAAGAGAAGAACGGAGCUCAGAGAGAUCCAUGUCUGGAGAAUGCAGAAACACCUAAUUAAAUGGGAAUUACAUUUAACACUCCAUUUAUGUGCUAUUUAAUCACUGCAGAAGAAAAGGGUUCAACAAGAUGACGCAAUUAAAGGAGCGCCAGUUGAACCUGAAAAAACGAUGUAGAAAAUGUGAUGGAAAUAUGGCAUUCCUGUUUGUAUCAUGUCAUUUGACAAAGGCUACUGUUUCCUUAUCGCUCGGUUUCGUCUGCCACAGUUUUUAGUCUCUUCAGUGGAAGUCUGCGUGACAUAAGUCACAUGCUUAAUGUACGUCAUUAUUUAUUCAGAGUCUGUUUCCAAUUCACUUUGCCGUAUUUUGCUUUUAUCGUUACACUAUCUUUCCACAUAAAUGUUUUCAUUUAAAUUUUUUCCACUCAGGUUUUUUAUGCACAAAUUGAAAAUGCACAUAAAACAGUUGGACACGCACUUCCACACAUUUAUUCGGUCGUUAAACAUUCAUAUUUGUUUAACCAUUUAAGUAAUUUAACAAGCAACAAGAGCUGUACUUGGGCACAGCAAGCUAAAUGCUAACAUCAGCAUGCUAACAUUCUCACAAUGACGAUGCUAACAUGCUGAUGUUUAGCAGGUUUACCAACUUCCCCAGCUUCAGUGGCGUGUUAGAAUGUUAACAUUUGCUAAUUAUCACAAAGUACUGCUGAUGCCAAUGGGUACGUAAUUAGUUUUGCAAGUAUUUUUUUUUCUUAAAACAUUUUUUUACAUUUUGAAGAUGAAUUUAGAUGAAGAGUCAGGGACUCACCAACGUGGUUACAAUUUGUGCUAAGGGGAACAUUAAUGUCUGCACUAAAUUUCACGGCAAUGAAUCCAAUAGUUUUUGAGAUAUCCACAAAUGUCAAUUGCAUGGUGGUGCUAUCUAGGAGAAGUCAGAAAUCUCCAGACAGUAGGAUUCAUUGUCUAGGCAGCAAGGCUGUCUCUACCAACCUUUUGUUCCAAUCCUAAAAAAAACCUGUUAGUUUCACUAGAAGAAAAGUCAGAGGAUCACCAAAGUCAGUAGGCUUUAUCCUGUGGGGACCAUGAAUGUUUGUACAAAAUUCACAAGUCACAGGGAAUGCUGAAAUGCACACAGCCACAAUAUAUACUGUACGUAUGAGAGUGAAUGUUUGCAGUAAGUUUUACUUCUUUCUCUCGCAUGAUCACAAACCAACACUUUUUGUUUUGUGAUUCCUAGCUGUUCAUUGCACAGUGAUCUAAUCGGUCUAUGAACGUUUUAAUUGUUUUUGUGAUGAUGUGCAUAACCUCGUCAUGAGAUGUGUUGCAUUCAUGUUGUACAAAAUAAAACUGGCAAUUGGUUUAUAAACUACAAU